Molecule: messenger RNA, 6657 nt
Organism: Toxoplasma gondii ME49
Lineage: Eukaryota; Apicomplexa; Conoidasida; Eucoccidiorida; Sarcocystidae
Product: GNS1/SUR4 family protein
Exons: 2
Coding region: 1916-4099 (727 amino acids)
Biological process (GO): sphingolipid biosynthetic process; fatty acid elongation, monounsaturated fatty acid; fatty acid elongation, polyunsaturated fatty acid
Cellular component (GO): endoplasmic reticulum membrane
Molecular function (GO): fatty acid elongase activity
Source: RefSeq, a predicted model, not a curated record
GUACGUUGGCAAGAUAUGCUCUGGACCAGCGUGAGACGGCAGUGUAGAGGCAGAGAAGCAAGCGUCGAGACUCGUGAAGGUUUUUUCUCCAGAUAAAUUGAAGACGAGUGUACUUGACUCAGAAGACCGUGUUUUUCCUCGAGUAAACUCGUAGAAGAGAGAGCGUAGGCCACGCAGAAUCCGAAAGGAGUGCCGACAACACCGUGGCAAAAUCCAAAAAGCGCAACGGCACUACGGCUGUCUCAGUGCCACGUCGCCGCCAUUCGACUUACCCCUCCCCUACCUGUUGUAGCAGAUGUGAGUAGGUGAGCGAUUCUUUUCGCCGUCCGCUGCUGAAACAGAGGGUUCCGAAUGAAUAAAAGCGUGUCGGCAACGUUUCCGGUUCCGAGGUGGAGAAAACGCGACGGUCGCAGAACCUCAGUCUAGGCUCACUGCGUAACGCCGCCCCGCGCUCCCUGUGUACAUCGCGCGUCCUACUUACUCCACGCGAAUCUCCCCACCUCGCAGUGUUUAUGUUCGCUGGCACCGUUCGACAUGGUCGCAGACAUUGAUAAAACAAACAUCCACAUAGACGUGUUUGUGUGUGUACGUGCGCGUACGUGUGUCUCGGCACAUCUUCUCAGAGCCUGACACAGCGGGGCUCGAAGUUGAGUUUUUGUGUACACAGACAAGGCGUCCGAGGUAGUACGUAUUGCGAAUGUCGCUCUGCGGCUUGCAAACGUGAAAAACGCAGCAAGCGAGGAAAAGGCACAUCAUUUUUUGGAGGCUUGCUUUUUGUUCUUUAGCUGUUGCGCAAACGUGUGGACCAGAAACGCGGAUCAAGGCGUUUGCAGUCAAUGGAAAGGGAUCUCACUCCGUUGUCCAUGCCACCGCUUUUUUGCGCGGAAACGAGAACUCAGUAGAAAAACAACGUCAUUUUUCCCUCUCGCUUCCGGUCUUCCGCUCCGGCGAGUUACGUAGCUUUUCAUGUGUGUUCCGCGCCAGAGGCGGCGAACCACAGUUACAUAGGUGGGCAUGUAUAUGUAGUUACACGCCUGUGUAUUUGUUAUAUUCGCGACACUGCUUAGGCUGUUUUCGAAGAACAGCCAAGACUGCAGUUGCAGGGCAGAAGUCGUGACGUGUCUUUGUGUGCCUGACACACGUCUAGACUGCAGAUGGUGCACGUUUACGAAACGCUUGCACUCUGCAAAACGCCCACCUGUCCUCAAAAAUAAUAUAUACGUGUGUUUUCGUAGCCUCCUUUGUAGUUGUGUAGGAGGGCUGCCACCUCCGUUCUCGCGUUGCGCAGGGCUUCCUACCCCUUUCUGUUUUACUAACUGCAUUAGCGAGACACCUGUGAAUAACAUUAUGGGGGACUGUGGCGCGCAAACAAGGAACAACUAGCCGAAGGAAAUCAAUGCUGAAUCGAAAUUUGAGAGCGUCUUUGUUGACUUUGUUUAAUUUCAUCCAAUCCUCUACGGCAGAGAAAACCAUCCCAUUUCUGUCUGUUGAGGCUACGUAGGGGGCGGUCGCUUCUUUUCCAGUCGGCUCACGAGACUUUCCAAAGGGGAUUGAGUCGGUGUGUGGCUGACAAUUUUCAGCAGCCCCUAGCAAUCCGGUGUUGAAAGGCCUGUAGAUCGCAUAUUGGGAUCUUUUUUGACUUCUUCGGAAGAGGGAAUUCGUUCUUUCUUGUGCUUGAUCGAGUCACGUUGCCCGUAGCGUCAUACACCUACACUCAGUUACAUACCGUAUACCCUCUGCACCCUUUCUUCUGCGUCGUCUCUGCAGCUUCCGUCUCACAUUCCUCUUGCGCUUUCAUUGUUUCGUUUCUGUCACUGACGGAGUCGCUCCUUGCUUCCGCCCACAGAGUAUCCCCACCACCUUUCCCCUGGUGACUCCAUCCAUCUCGGUUUCUCCAUCCACUUCCGAGCGAAACAUGUGGUCACUCUGGCAGCUGUUUCACUUUUAUUGCCUUCGCCCGACAGGCGGGGCAGACUUGGCUCGAGUGCUCCAGGUUCCGAUCUUUGUAGCGUGUGCGCUGUACGUCCCCGUCGUCUACGGGUUGCAGUGGUACAUGCGGAACCGGCCUGCGUACAAAUUGAAGACGGCUUGUUUUGUCUGGAACCUCGCGCUUUCGCUCCUCAGUCUUUUGGGCUUUUUCGUAAUGCUGGUUGCUCAGCCGGUGCUCUUGACGAAAGCCAUUUUCCCAGAGACUCAGUUCGUGCCGCCUGUGCGCGCGGUCAUCUGCUUCUUCACGCUGACGAAGGCGAUCGAGUUCGGCGACACUGUCAUUCUGUGUUUGCGGAAAAAGCCCCUAAUUUUCCUGCAUGUGUACCACCACCUGACGGUCACGCUGUACUGUUGGCACGCGCAACUCGUAACCGUGUCGAUGGGCCACAACUUCGCGUUCAUCAACCUCGGGAUCCACGGGGUGAUGUACCUCUACUACGCGUUCUCCGUCUUGCAGGCGAGACAUCCGAUCCUCCUGGCGUGCCGGCCGUACAUCACGCUGUCACAGACGGUCCAGAUGUUUGUCGGCCUCUUCCUUUCGUACGAGGCGCUGGUGAGCGACUUGCCGGCGAGCGAGCACCUGAACGCGAACAUUGCGCUCGCCAUGUACGCAUCGUACUUUGUCCUAUUUGGGAAAUUCUACGUUGAGGCCUACAUGCGCCACCUGCGGCCCAAGACCACCCAGCUCAUUGUAACUGUGCACACUCUCGCGAUCGGCGGCCUCUGGAUUCUCUGGGGCCACAAACGCCGCCUCGCGGUCGCGGUCGAGCUCCUCGUUUUCUCGGGCGCCACAGCGAUUGUCCUGCCCCUCGUCCGGAAGGCGUACGCGGCCGCCUUGAGAAGCUGCGCUAGAGCCGAGGCACAAACGGCUGCGGGAGAAGCUUUCAGCCCUGCAAGCAAACUGACUCCGUCGCUGGCGAAAGUCGGAUGCGACGAAGACUCAGACGCCGCUCCCACGGAAGCGGACACCGCGCCAGGCUCCCCGGACGUCUCACCUUCAAAGUGCGGUGGUAGGACCCCGAGCGCCGCAGAGGCCGCGCCCGUGUGCAAGGAGCCGCAGCAGAUGGCUCUUUCUGAGCCUACAAUCUGCAAUCGCACACCCUCGCCUCAGAACCUAGAUAAGGCUCCUCAACAACCCGGUUCCCUUGGCACGUACCAGGCCGCCUUAACGAUCUCGAAUUUCUUACUCUCGUGGGCUGUAGAAGGCAUGAUGACGGCCGCGGCCCUGGCACAGUCGGAUUCGCUUUCCUGGGCACCCGGCACUCCUCGUGCGUCCUCCGCCUUCGGCAUGAAACGUGGAAAGGCCAAGGCCUGCGAGUCUUCGAGAGAAGAUCUCGAGGAAGAAGAGCCUGAGGCCGGGCCGAACCGGCCGAGGACAGGUUCAGAGACCCAUGCACAUUUCCGGAUUUUCGAUGGACUCUUCGCCCUCAUUCAGAAGCCUGCCGUCCAGACAGAGACCAGCAAGGCGCCCCCCGCCAAACAACUGGCUGCCACGGCUGAAUCACCGAAGCCACCGCAGGCGGCCUCAAGGCCUGCAACCACCUCCCCCACGGGGAGCGACUCGACCGCGCAGAGUACGACGAGGGGCCAAGUGACCCCGAAGAGUCUUCUAGGAGAGGAGGGAGUGGAGCUGGGCGCAUGCAUCGCCGCGACUGAGAGCGCAGCUGGUGAGGCAACGUCGAACUGCGGAGGCGCGACGAGCCGUGCCUUGUGCGCUGCCAGCGCAACGAGAGUGCCUCUGCACAGCGGCAAGGUACCGGCGGCUUUGCCUCGACACAGAGGCCCUUUCGGCUCUUUCAUGGACAUCGUUCUCGUCGUUCUCUCGUUCGCCAUUCCAAGCAUGUACGGCUGGAUAGCUCACGGCAGCUGUCUCCUCGGGCUCUGCGUGUUCGGCGCGCUGCGCUGGAUCAUUGAACUGUACACUUCUGACACUCUGAUCAAGGCGAAGGUGCCUGGGGCCGAGUGCCUGUGUGCACUCGCGGGGGGCAGCCUGAGGAAACGCGAUACGCGGAGAGGAAAAGAGAAGGAGCGAGAAGCAGAGCGAGCGACCAAGCGCGUCACCUGCGCACGUGGUGGAGGGGGAGGCGGCGCUUGUCUUCGUAGAGAUUGAGAUGGUUCUUCAGUCAACAAACGAGGCUCAUCCAACGCAAAAGGGACCUUGAGACAGAGGCAUGAUGGAGCCGAGCAGAGGAAGAGAUAGAGGCACCAGGCACUACCAUGCAGACAGAAGGCGGAUGAUUCCUACUUUCCGUGGGUCUGCUUAGAAUGGAAGAAACGGACCUCGACAGGACAAAGGCCACCGGAAAACUCUGCUUCAUGUGAGAAGAACUGGCACGGAGACGGGGUGGUAGACGUCUCCCUCUCUGCUGGACUUAUCUGUGAGAGGAAGGAGAGCGCAGGCAAUGCUGAGUGGCAGACAGAGAACGCUCGCGGUGCAGCUUGCGAGAAACAGAAGCCGGAACGGGGACAAAAGCGAAGGUCAGACACGCAGAUAACUCCUUUUUCUUUCUGGAGUAAUUGGCCAUGAGCGGAAACGACUUCACGCGCAGAAACUGAAUCUCGCUUUUGUAAGGAAAAUAAGGAUACCCAAACGGCCCUCGUGGGUUCCUUUAGAUAUACGGUAUCGUGAGGCGUCUAAAUGUGUAUAUACAUACAGAUAAGCACUAAGAAGGUGACUCCAAGUAGGCACGCUGUGCGCGUGUGAUACUAGCUCCGUCGGCAAAGGCUCGUACACAUUUCUGGAUCACUGCAAAAAGUUGUGGAGUGUCCAGUUGGUCUCUUUCUCGGGUCCUUUGCUCAGCGAACCCGCGUGGGUAUGAGCUAUUUCUCGAUAUUACCUAUUUUUAGUGCCACAGACUUUCCUCGGCUUGCCGUUUGUUGCGGGUGUAUGGUUGGACCUGCACCACAUUUCAAGCGACAAGGCUCCCUACACAAUUGCCAGACGAAGAAGUCCCACGCCUGAUCCGCAGCACGUGGCCUUUUCCCAUCCAGCGGCACGCGGAUGCGGUUGACAGGCUGUGGGUCAUAUUGAAGGUAGGAUUUUUCCUUUUUUCAGUCGUGGCAGUUUUUCGAGACGUCGCAUACUCUUGUUCGCCACGCUCUUUCGCUGCCCUUCUUCGCCUACGUUCGACCCUGCAUGCGGCUGACGCCGGCCCUUUGUAGAGCCUAUGUGAGAACCUUCAUGGGCUGCGAAGAGGCACUGCGUAAUUGUGUAGGGUGUCGAAGAGACGGCAGACAAGCGGCGAAAAGAGGCACCCGCUUUGGGGCUCUGCUUUGUAGUUGUUGCACACGAGCUGCCACUCAGAGGAAGGCGCCUUUCCUUGUGAGAGGGGUGCCGACGAAGGGUAGGCAGCGUGUGCGAUAUGCCUCCGUGUGCCCUCCGAAAGCAGACACCUCGUGAGUACGGCCGCGUUCACCAGGGAAACCACAGAUGAUUCACGACUGUGUUGCGUGUACGGGAAACGGUUUGAACCCGUCUGCCGGCAGAACUAACGCCAUUGAGGCCCCGUUCCCUUUCCCGACUUCACCUUCGACAGCGGAACAGUCGGUGGCAUUUUUGCAGAGGAGUGGAGAUAUGCGGCUCGUGCAGUUCCAGUCUGUUCUGGAGUCGCGCCACAGGGUGCGUUGGUCUUGGCCUCGGUUCGCGAUCCCCCUUCCGGUUUUUGAGAACGAAGCUGCACCGAGGCUCGCGUGAACGGGGAGAAACUGCGAGCAGGCACACACGCGCCUUUUCCUUUUCGUUCGCAGAACACGAAUGCGAAAGCGUGUAUGUACACAGCUGCGGGCGAGCAAACCGAUACUUGAGGGACCGAAGGAAAGGCUACCGGGCAUUACCUCAACACCUCAGGUUUCGAAUGCACCACCACGGACAGGCCGCUCGCAGAUCAAGGUAGGGGAAUCUUCCGUCUUUGGUCGAACAGGGGACACGACUCGUGCGCUUGACCGAGUUGCAGGGUUGCCACCUCUGGUGUUCAUGAGGCUUGCUUAUCUGGUAGCAGCGGCCACGAACUUACACUUCUAAUCGCUCUGGCACGAGUAGCCUGAGGCAGGCAUAGUGACCCCUGUCGCAGUUGGACAGUCCGGCAACUUUUUGUCUCCGCUUGCUUGACAUAUUUCGCUCUCCCCGAGUCCUAUCACCCCGCCACCCGGUCCGGUAUUCCCAUAUAUGUGUGUAUCUUUCCGCAUCUUACGCGCGAAUUUGUCUGAGUUUUCGCUUAUGCAUACUUGAGGGAUUCGUACACCGCGCAUACGCAUGUAACCUACAGUGGCUUCUUUAAAAUUGGAGUGCUUCAUCACGUGAUGGGACUUCUUGUAACGCGGCUGUCUCACUAAUGGUGUUGGGUUAAACGAAACACCGGAUUUACCAACAGAUCACUGUAAUACUACAUGUCUAAGACGAUGUACCCUGCUCCGCGCCUCUAGUGUUCGUCGAUCACGAGACCAACAGUUCAAAAUUUUGAACGUGACGCUUCACGUUCGUCAUCGAGCACCUUUUGAAGAGGAUGUCAAGUACAAAUUGAUGCUCCUUACAAAAGCAACUGAAGAGAGGUGAAGGACUUCUGGUGCACCCGAUUUUGCGUGCCCACUAUACCGUUCGAAUUAAACUGAUACAUUGCUGCCAACUUGCACUUUUGCCCUUUCGUUUCCCUUUCCAAGGUGGUCUGAAGA